CCGGAUGGGUCCUUCAUAACGUGACGUCUCUUUUCUGAGACCGGAAGUUGAAGUGCAUCAUUUUGCAGGCGCUCGGACCGAAGUCUCCUCACAUCUAUCUUCUUCACUCUAAGUGCGAAGAUGUUGUCUAUAUUCAAGUCCAUCCCCUCGCACAUGGAUUACAAAGGCCAGAAGUUGGCUGAACAGAUUUUCCAAGGAAUCAUACUCAUCUCAGCGGUGAUUGGCUUCGUGUACGGUCUGAUCAUUGAACAGUUUGGCUGGACAGUGUACAUUGUCUUAGGCGGCUUUGCUGUGUCCUGUGUGUUGACCCUGCCUCCGUGGCCCAUGUACAGACAGAAUCCUCUGUCCUGGCAGCCAGCAUUACCAGAGAUCUGCGGGGAGUCCAGCCAGAAACCUCAGGAAAGCCUCAAGAAGAAGAAGCACAAGUAGCACAAAACUGUCCAGGGCCCAGUUGUUAAUACAUCUUUUUAUAAUGGAUAUGAUUUGACGCAUUUAGGAUGAAAACUUUGUUACAGUGUUUAUUAGUCAGUCAUGAAAUCCUUGUGUCCAAAUAAUAAACAUCUGAUACAGUCAA
This is a messenger RNA of Hippoglossus stenolepis (Pacific halibut), 574 nucleotides long. RefSeq names its product signal peptidase complex subunit 1 (gene spcs1). NCBI's taxonomy places the organism in Eukaryota, Metazoa, Chordata, Actinopteri, Pleuronectiformes, Pleuronectidae. The coding region runs from base 121 to 429 and encodes 102 amino acids. The record is from RefSeq and is a predicted model, not a curated record. Gene Ontology annotation, cellular component: signal peptidase complex; endoplasmic reticulum membrane. Gene Ontology annotation, biological process: protein targeting to ER. The transcript has 4 exons.